CCCGCCCACCGUACGUGCGGAAAUGCUACGGAAGUGCCCUGUGAACACGCCUGAAGUGUUUUUUUUUUUUUUUAGAGAAGUCCGAACUGCUCACACGUUCGAGUCCGGAGAACUUCACCGGACACGACGUCAAUGUGCCGAUAAAGUGGGAUAAAACAUGGCGUCCACAUCUGGUUAUUCGCACAGAGACCCCAUGCUGAAGAAGAGAGAUGAGUUCGAGGACCUUCUGGAGGAGAGGAGGAACUCCAGUGACCUGAGAUACGCGUUCAGGAGCUACAGCCCGGUUCUGUACAAAGAACUCUCUCCCUGCACAGCCAGCUCGCUGAAGAACAUGGUGCUGCGGUCCGAUCAGCUGCGCUUUGUCAUCAGCCAGGUUUGCCUAGAGACGGGCCGAGCCGUUGAUGACAUCCAGGAGGAGGCGUCGGCCAUCUUGGAGGAGAUGGCUCACAACCUGCAGCUCAGCACCGUUCGCUUCUUCGCCUUCACGCUCUGCAAAGUCUUCAAAACCCUGUUCAGGAGCAUCUGUGUCAAUGAGGAGGGAAUCCAGAGGCUGCAACAGGCCAUUCAGGAGCACCCGGUCAUCCUGCUGCCCAGUCACCGAAGCUACAUGGACUUCCUGCUGAUGUCAUACAUCAUGUACACCUAUGACGUGGCUCUACCUGUCAUCGCUGCUGGCAUGGAUUUCAUGGGAAUGAAGUUUGUCGGGGAGAUGCUGCGGAUGUCCGGAGCCUUCUUCAUUCGACGAUCCUUCGGUGCCGACAAGCUGUACUGGGCCAUCUUCUCAGAAUAUGUCAAGACCAUGGUUAAGAAUGGAUUCGCACCCGUUGAGUUUUUCCUGGAAGGAACCAGAAGUCGAACGAGCAAAUCUUUGACUCCAAAGUUAGGUCUGUUGAAUAUAGUGAUGGAUCCGUUCUUUAAAGGGGAAGUGUUUGACCUCAACUUGGUCCCAGUCAGCAUCAGCUAUGAGAGGAUCCUAGAGGAGUCGCUCUACGCCAGAGAACUGCUGGGUGUUCCCAAACCUAAAGAGUCCACUUCAGGUCUGAUUAAAGCCAGGAAGGUCCUCAGUGAAGACUACGGCAGUAUCCACGUGUACUUUGGUGAACCCGUGUCGGUCAGGAGUUUGGCCCAGGGCAAAAUCGACCGCAGCCAGUUCAACCUCCUACCAAGACACAUCCCCAGGAGGCCCAGUGAGGAGAUCUCUAACUUGGUGAACGACUCGGCCUACAGGCUGGUUCGGGCUCAGGAGGAGAACAUGGUCCUGAAGCCGUGGGUCCUUCUGGCCUCCCUGCUGCUCCAGAGCCACCAUCAGAACCAGGCGACCGCACUGGACGAGCUGACUGAACAAGCUGUGUGGCUCAGGGAUCUUUCACGACAGUAUGGAGCCUUCCUGCACUGGCCUGACCACGUUCCUCCAUCAGAAGUCGUCUCCUCAAGUCUCUCUUUGCAUCGAGGUCUGGUGACAAUCUCUGAGGGAAGAGUUCAGCUGGCGCUGGAACAAGCAGAACAAUCAGGCCCGGGGGAGCCUCCCAGAGCCGCUACCCCAGAAGAGGAGCUCUUGAGCCAGGCAGUCACCGUCCUCUCCUGCGCCUCCUACAGGAACCAGGCUCUGCACAUCUUUCUCCGACCGGCACUGCUCGCCUCGGCCGUCCACGCCGCCUCAUCCAACAACAAGCAGGAGGUUUUCAACAGCUUCAGCUUCCUCAGAAACAUGUUGUCCAACGAGUUCAUCCUCUGUCCUGGAGCUACAGUGCAGGACUUCGAGGACGCCUGUUUCCUUCUGGUGAAGACUGGAGCGCUGCAGGUUUCCCAGCAGGAGGUUGUGGUGACGGAAAGAGGACACAGAACACUGGCCUUCCUCACCAGUAUGCUGGACCCCUUCUUACAGGGAUACCAGGUGGUGUGCAGGUUCCUGUGUGAAGAGGCCACAGAGGAUCUGACAGAGAAACAGUUUGUUCCGGCCGUCCGGAAGUUCAUCCUCAAACUUCUUCUCGCAGGUCAACUAAGAUACACUGAGGUGUUGUCCUCUGACCUCCAGAAGAACUCUCUGGCAGCUUUGCUGAGACUCGGAGCCGUACGGAAAAUCAAAGGAGCGGAGCCGGGAACUCUAAAGGUCAACAAGGUGAUGGUGAACUCAUUGGAAGACACUCUAGGAGGGAAACUUCCGACUCAGAAAGCCGCCGUCGCUCGCCUGUAACUCAGCGACCUCGUUAGCCAAAGGAGAUUCAGAAGGUCAAAUCCUCUCACCGACGCCUCGGCCCCGUUCUGCAUCGAGUCGACGCGGCUUCUCACUACGAGAGGGUGGAACAAAAGCCAUGUGGAGACGGCGCAACCGCUUUUAAUUUUCCUUUUCUUUAAUUUCUCUGUCUUCUCCUCGCCUCUCUUUCUCUUCCUUAGACUCUUCUAUUGAAAAUCUUUUUAUACGCGUACGUAAAACCAGACGAUGAGCCGGGCCUGUGAGGGUACAUUGCUUUGGGCUCAGUCUGACUAACCAACCAGCCUUGGAGCCUCGUGAAAAGCUCCUGAAUGUGUGACGGGCUCCUCUCAGGAUCGUGGACGGUUUCCAUUAAUGCAUUUGAUUUGUAUCCUCGUAAUAAUCAGCGUGGCUUUUUUCUCGGUGGUGUUCUCCGUCUUCUCCCUCAGCUCCAGUUUGUCUGUUACUCACCGUCUGUCUUUAUUUUGAGCACUUUAAUGAAUUGUGGUGUGGAGCUUUUAUCCUAAAUGUCUUUUGCUAUUGUUUUCUCCUUUUUUCACUCCUUUGUUUUGGUGUGUGUGUGAAACAAAAGGUGCUAAACUGGAUGAAUACCAACAUUUUAAUUCGUUAUUAUUGUUUUGGGCACUUUUAUGAGCAAAAAACAAUUUAUAUCUUUUGAGUUGAACUUGUCACAAACUCGAGGCCUUUUGGUUGUUGCAGGCGUUUUGCCAGCAGCGGUACGUCCGUCUUUGUUUUACGCUGCGGAGAUGAUGCUACAAGUCUAAUGUCGCAUGUUGUUGCCAAACUCCAGAGGAAAGAGCGUUAAUUUAUACUGAAGCACUACCAGCUACACCAAAGGAAUAUGUUUUUUUUGUGUUGAAUAUGAAUUCUGUUUUUUCUUUAUCCGUUUUCUCACGUUCUUGUUACUGAACUUGCGUACUGAGUUUUUUUUCCCCACAAUAAGUUUAGAAGUUGCUUGACAUUGAACCUUUCAUUUAUACUCACAGAAACUUUACAGGCCUCGUAUAAGUCUGUUACGAGGGAAGGAAGAUGAGACAGAAUAAAUGAAAGCAGGAGCGGUAACUGUGACACCGGAACUCAGAGGAACAAAGCUCAUAAAAGCAGAAGAACAACACGUCAGGACUUUGUGUAGAAGGAGUUUGACAAGUGCUGGGCCGGUGGGUGCUUCUUAUUGUAAGCCUCAGGAUUAACUGAUGUUCUGAAGUGUGUCGUUUCUUUUUAGUAAAAGUUUCCCAAAUUAAAUCUAGAGGAGUUUUAAAAUCCUUAUAUUGAAGCUAUUUAUUUGGCGGCUAUAACCAGCAAUGCAGAGGAGUUAAAGCUCUUGGUCGUGGAGGAAAUUAUACGAACGAGCCAAAUUCUCCUGUCAGGUCUCGAGUGUCAAAUCAUAAAUCAUCACUUCUUUUAUGAAGCGCUACCUCCGUCUGCUUCGUUUGCCAAAUUUGUUUUGAAACUUGAAGCGCUGACGUUCACUGGGUCUAAAAGAAAAAGCAGCUCAGCAUUAAAAAAAGAAACCUGCCUGUUAACACGUCACCCAGAGUGCGAGUCGACACUCGAUCUGUGUGUGUGGUUCAAAAAAGUUUUCAAACAGCUUUUAUAUGACGUGUCAUGAAUUCACUCCUUUGUGUCUUUUGUGUGUGUGCUUUCAUGCAUGUAACCAUGUUACUGUGUGUGUGUGUGUGUGUGUGUGUGUGUGUGUGUGUUUGUUGGGUGAAGCCUUUCAGUACAGGCUCAUGAGUUAAAGAGCAAAUUAAUAAAAGGUUUUGAAAUACGAA
Messenger RNA from Hippoglossus stenolepis (Pacific halibut), 3984 nucleotides. It is a transcript of the gene gnpat, whose product is annotated as glyceronephosphate O-acyltransferase. Gene Ontology annotation, biological process: ether lipid biosynthetic process. Gene Ontology annotation, cellular component: peroxisomal membrane; mitochondrial membrane. The record is from RefSeq and is a predicted model, not a curated record. Gene Ontology annotation, molecular function: glycerone-phosphate O-acyltransferase activity. The transcript is spliced from 17 exons. Lineage: Eukaryota; Metazoa; Chordata; Actinopteri; Pleuronectiformes; Pleuronectidae. Bases 158 to 2194 code for a protein of 678 amino acids.